This is a messenger RNA of Rosa rugosa (rugosa rose), 1266 nucleotides long. RefSeq lists its product as uncharacterized. The coding region runs from base 190 to 696 and encodes 168 amino acids. The transcript has a single exon. The record is from RefSeq and is a predicted model, not a curated record. NCBI's taxonomy places the organism in Eukaryota, Viridiplantae, Streptophyta, Magnoliopsida, Rosales, Rosaceae.
CCUCUCGCAACACCACAAACCGAUUAGAUUCCAGCAGAGCAGAGAGAAGAAAGAAAACAAAAACAACCUCCUUCUUCCCUUCGUGUGAGGAAGAAGAAGAAGAGGCCAAGAAAAAAAAAAGAUUAAGAGCUUUUUCCUUCUUUGAUUCUUUGUUUCUUCAUCUAGGGUUUGAAUUUUAGGGUUGUAAUCAUGGGGACUGAGAUCUUGAGGCCACAGGAUUGUCUGAUCGAGCGGAUCCGAGUCUCUCCGCCGAAGAGUAAUUACUAUGGAAAUCCCAUUCCCAUUCAUGUGGCUAGCAACGUUAGAUCUAGAAAGCCGGCGGUGAGGGCGGAGCAGAGGAGGCCGGAGCCGGCGGCGGCGGUCUCGAGGAGGUCCGGCCGGUCCAGCUCCGAGGAUUUGAAGGCGGAGAAGGUGACGAUUUUGAGGCGGGGAGAGCCGAUGAGCCGGUUGAAGAAGGCGGCGAGCGACGGCCGGUUGGAGAGGUUGGGACCGGGGCCGACGGUGGUGCCCAAGGAGGUGAGUAUUUUGGAUUUGAGGGCUCCGGCGACGGACAUGUAUGCCGGAUCGGCUUUCGCGAUGUCGCCGGAGCCGAGCUCGCUCCCGUUGCCGUCGUUCUCGAGGAAGAAGAAGCAGGCGUCGAGGAGCUUUGACGACUCUGCGACCAGAGACCUGAGGCGUUUGCUUCGGCUCGAAUGACGAAAAAUUUCAGAGGUCAAUAGUCCGGUGGGAGGAUCCGAGUCCGAGGACCCGAAGAAGGCCCGAAUGGAUUCGGAUUCGGAUUCUAAAAAUAUAAGUGAAGCUACUCUCUGUCUCUCUCUCUCUCUCUCUCCUCUACGUCUGUAUGAUCGGCGACCCUCGUCAUGUUUAUCUGGGUUUCCGGGUCGGAUCUGUCCGUGAUUUUUUUAAACGGCGAGGCAAGAUCCGGAAAUCUGGAAAAAAGACGAGGGUGAAUUAGUAAUUACGUACUACUUGGUAGCGCUUGGUUUUAUGGGGUUGUUGGUGAAUGGGGUAAAUUUGGAAGUUAGGAUGGUGGAAGAAGGAAAAAAGUGGGAAAUGGGGGGUUGAUUUGUAAUAUUUGGGAAAUUAGUUUGGGUUGGAAAAAAAGUAAGAAUUUGGGAUAUGGUUUUAACUUAUUUAGUGUGUAUGUGAUUAUGAAUAUGUCAAGUGUUUCUGCUCUGUUGGGGAAAAUAUGGAAGGUGGGAGACUUUAUGUAUAAUGUACUUUGUAAAGGAAGGAGGAUAUCAAAGUCUGGGCAGAAUUUAUAUA